Molecule: messenger RNA, 1104 nt
Organism: Octodon degus (degu)
Lineage: Eukaryota; Metazoa; Chordata; Mammalia; Rodentia; Octodontidae
Product: vomeronasal type-1 receptor 4-like
Exons: 1
Coding region: 1-1104 (367 amino acids)
Biological process (GO): G protein-coupled receptor signaling pathway
Cellular component (GO): membrane
Molecular function (GO): pheromone receptor activity
Source: RefSeq, a predicted model, not a curated record
AUGUCACCCCAUGGCCUGGCAAUCAGAAUCAUCUUCGUUGCUCAGACAGGAGUUGGAAUGCUGGGAAAUAUCUUGCUCCUUUAUUGUUAUAUCUUCAUUCCCCACACUCAACGGAGGCUAAAACAAACAGAUCUGAUUAUCAAAAAUUUAAUUUUGGCCAACUGGUUUGUUCUUCUCUCCAGAGGAAUUCCUCACACAAUGGUAGUCUUGGGGCUGCAAUAUUCUAUGGGCAAUACUGGGUGCAAAUUGGUCUUCUAUCUUCAUAGGGUGGCCCGGGGUGUGACUCUUGGUACUAUUUGUAUCUUGAGUGGCUGCCAGGCCAUCACAAUCAGUGCUAGCCAUCACAGCUGGGUGAAAGUCAAGGCCAAAGACCCCAAGUACAUGGCAUUUUCCAUUACAUUCUGCUGGAUUCUUCACAUGCUGGUAAACAGCGGUGUCCCUGUGUACAUUACAGGUGCCAGGAGAAGCAGCAACAGCACACUCUAUAAACACUAUGGGUAUUGUUCCAGUAUAACUAGUGAGCAAAUGGAAAACUUAGUGUAUUCUAUGAUCAUGUCUUCCAUUGAUGUGCUGUCUUUGGGGUUUAUGGUGUCGGCCAGCAUCUUCAUGAUGCUCGUUUUGUACAGACAUAAGCAGAGUGUUCUACACAUUCACAGCAAGAACUUCUCUUCCAAAUUCUCUGCUGAGACCAGAGCCACCCAGACCAUCUUCAUUCUACUAAUCACAUUUUUUUCUCUAUACAUCCUAUCUUCAUUCUUUACCUUUUAUCUGUCUUACUCUGAUCAACCCAGUCCAGGGCUGAUGAACAUCAGUGCGCUCUUAGCGGCCAGCUUCUCCUGCGUAAGUCCAUUCGUGAUCAUCACCAGGGACUCACACUUCUCUAGGCUGUUUUGUAUGCUAUGCUGCCCAAAGAUGAACAAUUUCUGUAAGCUAAUCAUGGAUGUAGGUGGCAUAUCGGUGAGGUCUUGGUUGGUUGCCAGCAGGGCAACAUGGGAUGGGUGCAUUACACAUGAGAAACAUUCCAUGUCAAAGCUUGGCAAGCUUCACAAGCAGAACCCAGCGAGCAGCAUACAACAAAUGACAAGCAAAAAGCAACACUGCUGA